Cuculus canorus (common cuckoo) is the source of this 6921-nucleotide messenger RNA. RefSeq names its product zinc finger CCCH-type containing 6 (gene ZC3H6). NCBI's taxonomy places the organism in Eukaryota, Metazoa, Chordata, Aves, Cuculiformes, Cuculidae. The record is from RefSeq and is a predicted model, not a curated record. Gene Ontology annotation, cellular component: nucleus. Gene Ontology annotation, biological process: negative regulation of DNA-templated transcription. Bases 406 to 4032 code for a protein of 1208 amino acids. The transcript is spliced from 14 exons. Gene Ontology annotation, molecular function: RNA binding; metal ion binding.
CUCGAGCGGGCGCCAUGUUUGUAAGGAAGAAUUAGGGCAGCCAUCUCCGGCCACCAGCACCUCCCUCCCCCCGUGUGUGUGUCCUCUCGUUCUCCUGUGCCCCGGGCCUGCUCCUGCGAGCCGCCGCCACCGCCGCCGCCUCCUCCUCCCGCCCGCGCGGGGCGGCCGGGCUCAGCCUUGUGUGCAGCCUCGCCCUGCACUGAGUGCCCGUUAAGUGUCUCACUAAGUAACCGUGAGUGAAACCUUCAUCAUCUCUCCGCACUGAGGGACUCCUCCUCACCGAGCCGCCCCCAGAGCGGCUGUGCGCGCCGCCGCCGCCUCCUCCCUCCGCACCACGGGCAGCGGCGGUGUCCUGCCUUCCUCCACCUCCCUCCUCCUCCUCCUCACCACACCACAGCCAGCACAAUGGCCUUUGAAAGCCUGUUCUCCAAACCCCCAAACCCAGUUCUUGACCCAAACAUGCCCGACUCUGACAGGCAACAUGCAGGGGACGAAAGAGAAGAUGGAGAGCUAGAAGAUGGUGAGAUAGAUGAUGCAGCGUAUGAAGAUGUGAAAGAACAUGGUACAAAAGGUGAUGAUAAACAGAAAAAUGAAAAAGGACAUAGAAAAUCACGGAAGAAACGCAAAAAAGAGAAAGAAAAGAAAAAAUCAAAAAGGAGAAGACGGGAUAAGCAUAAGCAUAACUCUCCUUCCAGCGAUGACAGUUCAGACUACAGCCAUGACUCUGAUAUUGAGCGCUCAGAAAGAUCACAUAAGAAAAGUAGCAGCUCUUCAUACAGAGAUUAUGAUUCUUCGUUCAGUCAGCAUGGACACGUAUCAGGAAAUUACAUGAGUUCACAGAAAAUGCAACAUAAAAAAAAUGUGAAAAGUAAGGAGUAUGAUGACUACAGUCAUUACAGUGAUGAAAACUUUGGUAAUUAUAAUGAGGAAGAAAAGGAUGAAGAUUUUGCUGAUCAGCUUAAACAAUACAGGCAAGCUAAGGAGACCUCCAGCAGUGAUUUAGGACCUCCAUUUGCAAAAGAGCCGGUGAAAAAACAGGGGAUGAAAGGGGUCCAGAAAGGUAUUUCUCAGAGAGGUAAUAAUUACAAUGUUGGUCGAGGGCGUGGAAUGCAAAAGAAAUUGAAACGUAAGGAUCGUGGAAGAGGAAGAGGGGGCAAUAAAGGAUCUGACGGCUUUCAUGAGGAUGGCAAACCAGUGAAGAAAUGGGUUAAUAUGAGUCAGGAGUUCAUAAAUCAGCACACAGUGGAACACAAAGGCAAACAAAUCUGUAAAUAUUUCCUUGAAGGGAGGUGUAUUAAGGGAGAGCAGUGUAAAUUUGAUCAUGAUGCAGAGAUUGAAAAGAAAAAGGAGAUCUGCAAGUUUUACAUACAGGGUUACUGCACCAAAGGAGAGAAUUGCAUUUAUUUGCACAAUGAAUUCCCUUGCAAGUUCUACCACACAGGAGCAAAAUGCUAUCAAGGAGAUAAGUGCAAAUUUUCUCAUGCUCCCCUGACUGCAGAAACAAAAGAGCUGUUGGAUAAGGUUUUGAAUAAUGAGGAAGAGCCACAAAAUGAAGAUGAGAAAGAACUGGAGGAACUCAGAAAGCGUGGCAUAGUUCCUCUCCCUAAGCCACCACCAGGUGUUGGGCUUCUGCCAACCCCAGAGCAAUAUCCGUUUUCUGAGUCUGAUAUGGAAAAUUAUCAAGAUCCUUCAGGAGAUUAUAAGAAAAUACCAUCUCUCUUUGAAAUAGUUGUGAAGCCUACUGUGGAUUUAGCACACAAAAUUGGGAAAAAGCCGCCGACCUUCUAUAACAGUGGAUCACCUCCGAGACAACCAUUCCAGGGAAAUGACCCCCAUUCUCAGCAUAUGUAUAAUCCAGGCUCAAGUCCAGGGCCAGGACCUGGCAUGUCACAAGGACAUAAUGGACCGCCAGUGCACCCGGGUUCUCCUGGACAUCAUCCAUGCACAGGGCCUCAAGGCCCAGGAAUGCCACAGAGUCCGCCUAUGCAGGGUGUUCCACCAGGCUUUCUCGGACCCCAGAACCAGUCUGGUAUGCCUAUGCAAGGACAGCAGGGCGGUCCACCUCUCACACCACCAGGGCUCGGUGGAUCUUACAAUGCCCCAGGAGUUCAAGGACAUAUGGUGAAUAUGCCAAGAGAGAAUCAUUGUCCUCCAGGGCCACAAUACCAGCAGAUGCCUAGUGAACGGCAGCCGAAUAUGAAUUACGAGCCUAUCCAGAACCCAGCUGAUUUCUAUGACAAUUACUAUUCUCAUCAAGCUGUACAUAACUUCCAGCCAGCUAAUAACUCUGGUGAUGGCACGUGGCACGGAGAAUUUACAGAUCACCAGGCUCACCUAAUGGCUCAAGAGUCACAUCAAGGUGGAAGUGAGUCAGACUGCAUGAGUAGCCAUAUGGGCCAUAAACCAGCCAUUAAUGUACCGGAUUUUCUUCCAGCAAUGCAGAAGGCCCUUUAUGCAAGACUUAGUCAAAAGCAUCAAAGAGAUGGAGACUCUGUCAGCAGCCAGGGUCAGAGGGCAAUGAGCAAAGAUGAAGAUGACAAUGUCAACUGGUAUUCCAGUAGUGAAGAGGAAGAGGGGAGCAGUGUUAAAUCGAUACUAAAAACCUUAAAGAAACAAAGUGAAAACUUUAGGAAUCUACAACAACAUUCCACAGAGCAGCACAUGCUUGGUAUUCCUACUGAUCCAAGGCUGGCAAAAGAAAAAGGUGCAGGGCCUCAGGCUGACCCGAGACUUCGAGCCUCUCCAAGGUCCAACCCCAGAAAGCCUUCAGAAUCCACGUCCUUGGACCCACGGCUUGCACGAGAUCCCAGGAUGCACAAGGUCAGUGAGGGUGGUCGUGCCAGCUCAUCUCUUGGGGCAGCAAAGUUAGAUUUACACCAUGCGCACACUGGAGUUAAAGUCAAGCAGAAAGGGGUGGAUGAUGAUGAAGAGGACUCAGAAAGAGAACUGAGAGAACGAGCUUUUCUGAUACCGUUGGAACCUUUGCCUGGUGUGACGUUAAGGGAUCCCCGAUCUCAGCUUAGGCAGUUCAGCCACAUUAAAAUGGACGUUACCCUGAUGAAACCAAACUUUGCUAAGCAUAUUGUAUGGGCACCUGAAGACUUGCUCCCAGUACCUUUGCCUAAGCCUGAUCCUGUCUCUUCAAUCAAUUUACCUCUCCCUCCGCUCAUUGCAGACCAGAGACUUAAUAAACUAAGGAAUUUGAAAAAUGAUCCCCAUCCAAAUGCAAUGCCAGCUGACCCGCGACUAGCUGCCAAGGCAAAAAACAGCUUAGCGGGCAGGAGUGGCUAUUUGGAUCCGUCUGCAGAGUCGCAUGCCAGUAGCUCAAGCAAAUUAGGAGAUCCUCGCUUACAAAAAAACGUUGAUCCCAGGCUCCACAGACUGUUGAGUACAGACACGCAUCAUGGAGUUACAAAGGAUUCACACCCUCCGAAGUUUGACCCCCGCCUGGCCAGAUCUGCUGCUGGCUCAUCGCAGCCCACAGAAGCUGCGACUGCUAAACCUGACCCAGACGCUCUGCCUCCAUACGCACCCAAAUUAUCAUCGAGUGGUGUCAAGCUGGGAACUCCAGGCUCGAUACUGAGCGGUAUUAGUUUGUAUGAUCCGAGAGAUCACAGCUCAUCAUCGGACACAGCUCCAGCUAGUUCAGGAGAGAACGGAGAGAACCAGAAAAAAAGUAUUUUGAAAAAUUCUGGUAAAAAUGAACCCAGUCUCUCAGAAGAUUCCUCACUGCAAAAGGCUGCCUCGAAUGUGGAAAAAACUACAGAAGGAUCCACGGAAGCUACUUUGGAUAAAGCAAACAGCACCAGUAAAUCUCAGGCUAAACACUCCAGCGCUGCACCUGCGGUGCAUAAUCUUCCUAUCCAAGCUUUAUCAGGAUUAAUCAGACCACAGUAUAGUGACCCGAGGCAGGUCAGACAGCCUGGACAGGUAACUCAAACACAGGAAAAUGAUCCAAAUGGGGAAUCAGAUGAUAAGUCAUUAAAAGAUGUUUUCAAGACUUUCGAUCCAACCGCUUCACCGUUUUGUUAGCAAUUGAUUUUAAGUCUUUUUACUGUUGUGAAUAUUGCAGUUUUCUGCUGUUUUGUAACUGGUUUACCUCUUUGCUUUAUUUAUUUUUAAAUUAUAAUUAUCAACACUUUUCAGCUGCUAAUCUCAGAACCACAUGCAGUUAUACAGUAUGCUAUAGUGUUUGCAAAGCUGUGGUAUUUUCUAUAUAAUACUUUUCCAAUUUCAGGGAGACUAAUAAUUGACAUGUAGAAAAAACCCAUGUAUUGUGCUAGAGCUGAUAAAAGCACUUUCAUUGUAAAUAAGUCAUUAAGAAAGCCCCAAGACCUGUAUAUGUGUGAGCUGUCUCUUUCAUAAACAACAUUUAGAUAUGAUUGCCACAUUUGUAUGAUUGUAUAGAUACAAGCAAUAUUAUGUACAUUACUGUGAGAGACACUGUUUGACAAGGAUUGUCUGACGUAUCAAGCCAAACCUACUAACUGAUUAAAUCCUACGUAAAUGAUUUAAAAAGGAAAAUGUUGAUCCUCCUUUUCAGAUCAGUUGAUGUAAGACAUUGACAGUUUUUAUUCAUGCCGUCAAUAUUCUUAGUGUAAAAGAGACCUAUAUCGCAUAUUGAGGAUUAAAAAUGUCAUAUCUUUUAAAAGUAUUUUAUUCUAUGCUGUAUAUAGAAAUUGUGAAGUACAUAAGUAGAAAAAAGUUACUGUUAAAAGUGGAGAAUACUUAAGUUGUCUAAUACAAGAAAAGGUUUUUAUUUAAUUUUUUCACGCAUACACAAUUCUGAUUAGUGCUCUAAGUUACAUUGUGGUGUUCAUGUAUUUCAAUGUAUUUUUGUAUUCAGCUGCUUAAUUUGUAUUGCUUUUUUUGUAUUGAUGUAACUACAGUACUUGUAUUCAUGGUGUCUUUAUGACAUUUUUAACAAAAAAAUUAAAAAGGGUACAGUUAAAAUCUGGUAAUGACUGUGAUGUUGACAUGUUUGUAGCUGGUUCAGCACCGGGGGAAGGGCAGUGGGGUGUCUGAAGGAUGAAGGUGACUACAGCUGGUUUUAAUACAGUCACUACACCGCUUUACAGUUAGACAGUAGCGGGUUUUUAAACUAACCUUGUAGUGAAUCCCAAUGGAGUUAGCUUGCUGUGUGGUUCCAAGAUCAGACUGCUGACUUGGAGAAAGUCGUCAUUCUCUUACUACACUUACCAGCAUUGCUAUGAGAAAUGUCAUGCAUGUUCUUUAAUUUCUAAAGAUGUUGCAUGCCGAGAGCACAACUGUCUCAAAGCCUCUCUUGUUUUGCGUUUUGGGUUGCUUUUUGUAUAGGGAAAAUGUAGUCGUACCUAGCUAGCUACAUUUACAAUAAAAAAUUGCCGUCUGUUCAAUAACAAUCUGAUUCCCGCCCACUUGGAAUGUUUCUUUAUGUUAAGUGUCCUCCUUGGUGGAUGUUUUCUUCUUUGUUUAUGUUUGCUGGCCCAGGUAAUGCUUGUGAGUGGGACAGUGUAGUGUUUAUGACGACUUGUGUGGGUUUGGUUUCUUGUACCUGUGAGACAGUGAUCCAGGGUGGAAUUGAGAUGUCUUGCUUUGAUAAGCAGAGCCUGGAUGAAUGGAGCGAAGCUUCUGAUUUCUACAUGUGCCAAGACGUGGCAGAGGAGACAUUGCUGAAAGCAACAAUGGUUUCAGUUUGCCUUCCUAAUUUCCCAGUGUACACAUUGUAUUAAUUUUAUGAUACUCUGAAUCAUGCUCACUCAAAAUAAUUGAAAACUAGGUAACAGACACAAAGCUUUGUUGUUGAUUUGGAGUGAUCUAUUAGUCCUCCAUAAGUACUUCUGAUUACUUCUUCAUCUGGUGAUGAGUUUCGCUGUUCAAGAAUUUCAUCAGAAAACCAAGCCAGCAGAAUUUGACAGCAGGGAAAAACAAAUAGUUUGGAGACAGCUCAUGGAUUGAUAGGGGAACAAAGAGAAAGAGGGACAGUACGGAAGCCAAAUGCGUGGUUUCACAUUUAGAUGUGAAACUGAACUUCAGCUCCACCUUGAAAUUACUGCUUCCUGUAAGCUGGUGAUGAUGGUGUCAUCACUGAAUUAGAUUCUGUGUUUUUUUGAAAGUACUGGAAAAAUAAGAGUCAAAGGAAAAGGUUUGAUUCCAAGAACAAAACUACAUGCUUUACAGCUGAGGUAACUGAAGGAUUUUGAGUGGUUUGCCAUUGGCCUGGUUAUGGACCCAUUUGGAGUGGCAGGGUGUGUUCUUGUAGGGGACCCAGAGUGCUGGCUUCUCACCUUGGAGAUGCUCUGCUAUCUCAGUAUCUUUAAUACAAUACAAUUCUUGACUGUAAAAGUGCUACAAAGUAAGGAGCAAGGGUAAUCUGAAAGGGGCCGGCUAGUCCUUGCAGACCAUUGUCUCAAUGUGUAACUGCCUCCUUCCUUCCUUCUUCCCACAUCCAGCUGUACCCAGCCAGGAGGUCCCUGUGGGGCUUCCCUGCUGUGGUGUGAGGGUCUAUGGGCUGCUACUCUGCAUCUUUGCUCAUGUGUUCUUGCUGGUUUGUUCAUUGCAGAUUUCUUGCUGGAGUUUUUGCUUCCUCUGGUGUGCCUGCUACUACUGUGCACUCUCGAAAUGCGGAGAAGGUUCAUUGCUACAGUGCAGGGGAGUCUUGUUUCCGUCUCUACCGCACAUGCAGUAUGCUGGCACGGAGCAUUGUUUCCCUCAGACACUUGCAACUCCUACCCCUGAGGCUGUGAAGCCCAAGUGUGGACAGCAGUUACAGGAGCAGCUAGUAUCAUUGGUCCUGGAUACUUGGGAAGCCUGUGAGAACCUCCUGAUCUUUCCCUCCAGCCAGAUUUGCUGGUGUUGGUACAAGUGCUUUCCUGCAUCCUUCUGCUCACAUCUUGGGCACUGAAGAACACAGAAUAACUGGCAGGUAUUGAAAGUGAUAUG